AGCAUACGAGAUCUAUUGGAUAUUGUGUGCUUGUGUUCGUGCUCUAACUUGCUCUCUCCUCUUGUUCGCUUUCCGGUGUCCAUAGUCCAUACCACAUUAAACAGAUAAAGAUUAACUUUUUAUUUUCUUUUUUCCAAUUUUAUAUUCUCAGAAAAAUUAAUCAAGACACACAUUUUACAACGAAAACCAGAACGAUAACCUCGUCUUUACGGAGGAGAGAGAAGAAUCAUGGUAUUCUCGUGUUAUCUUCCCCUUCUUUAGAGAGAGAAAACGCAGGGGUAGUUAAAAAGUUCCAACUGUGGGGUUUUCCUUUGAAUUUUCUAGGUUUUGAUUGCUGAAUUUUCUAACAGCAUUCAUGGCGACGCCAUUGACGGGCCUUGCACAUAGAGAUGGAGGUGGUGUUGCGAUAAUGACUGGUCCUGUUAAUGCUGUAGAUCCUUCUCCUACCACUUUGCCCAAACCUUCUUGCAAAAAUUCUGCUCAGAAAUCUCCUAUUUUGAUUUUUCUGUUCUUCCAUAAGGCAAUUAAAUCUCAGCUUGAAGGUCUUCAUCGUGCUGCUGUUCAUUUUGCUACCAAUCAAGAUAGCGAUAUUCAGCCUUUGUUACAGCGCUAUCACUUUCUGCGCUCCAUUUAUAAGCAUCACUGUAAUGCCGAGGAUGAGGUCAUCUUCCCAGCUCUGGACAUUCGUGUAAAAAAUGUAGCAAGAACUUACUCUCUGGAGCAUGAGGGUGAAAGUGCUCUUUUUGAUGAGUUGUUUGAGCUAUUGAACACAAAGGUACAAGACGAAGAAUCCUACCGAAGAGAAUUAGCUUCUCGUACGGGAGCCCUUAAGACGUCAAUUAGACAACAUAUGUCCAAGGAAGAAGAGCAGGUGUUUCCGUUGCUUAUUGAAAAGUUCUCUUUCGAGGAACAGGCAUCUUUAGUGUGGCGGUUCCUGUGCUCUAUACCUAUUAAUAUGAUGGUGGAGUUUCUUCCUUGGCUUUCAUCUUCUGUCUCCACUGAUGAGAGUCAGGACAUGCGUAAAUGCCUUCAAAAAAUUAUUCCAAAUGAGAUUCUUCUUCAUGAGGUCAUUUUUACUUGGAUGGAUGGACCAAAAGUGGAUAAACCUCCAACAAGCUGUGAUUCAGCUUUGGAAUGUAGCAUAGAUUCAACAGCAUGUGCUUCAUUGGGCCAAGCCAAAAGGACAUCCUGUGCUUGUGAAUCAUCACAAACUGGAAAAAGAAAACGUGUCAAAUUGAGUAGCUCCACUGCAGAUUCAGAUCUCAGUUGUCCAAUAGAUGAGAUAUUAUUGUGGCACAAGGCAAUAAACACAGAACUCAGUGAAAUAGCAGAAGCUGCUAGAAAAAUGCAGCUAAAUGACGAAUUCUCUGAUUUGUUUGAAUUCAAUGAGAGGCUACACUUUAUCGCUGAAGUUUGCAUAUUUCAUAGUAUUGCUGAGGAUAAGGUUAUAUUCCCUGCCGUAGAUGCAGAACUCUCCUUCGCACAGGAGCAUGCUGAAGAAGAAAUCAUAUUUGAGAAAAUUAGAUGUGCAAUUGAGAACAUACAGCUUGCAAAUGCAAAAUCAUCUUUAGAUGAUUUAUACGCAAGGCUGUGCUCUUAUGCUGAUCAAAUAAUGGACACCAUACAAAAGCAUUUCCAUAAUGAGGAAAUUCAGGUGCUUCCACUUGCCCGAAAGUUAUUUACUCCGCAAAGACAAAGAGAACUUCUGUAUAAGAGCCUGUGUGUCAUGCCACUUAAGUUAAUUGAACGUGUGUUGCCUUGGUUGGUCAGAUUUCUUGGUGAAGAAGAACAAAAGUGCUUUCUCAAAAAUAUGCAAAUGGCAGCUCCAGCUGCAGAUGCUGCACUUGUCACACUUUUUUCUGGUUGGGCUUGCAAAGGUAGUAAAAGGAAUGUCUGCUUAUCCUCCAGUGCAAUUAGUUGUUGUCCGGCAAAGCUGAUGAGCGGGGAAGGGGUUUUAAGUAAAUGCAAUCCAUGCUUAUUAAAUAGGGAGAAAGCUGCUGAAAAUCAUCAGGAUGAUGAAGAUAGACCAUCCAAGCAAGGGAACAUGAGUUCAAGUGAGGCGAUUGUCAAUCUUGAAGACGUGGGAGUAGGUGAUUCCUCGAGGUCAUCUUGUGGUACUCUAUCAUGUUGUGUUCCUGGUUUAGGAGUCAAUAACGACCACCUGGUAACUAGCUCUCUAGCUACUGCAAAAUCUCUACGUUCUUUGUCUCUUAGUCCCACUGCUCCGUCCCUGAACUCGAGCCUCUUCAAUUGGGAGAUGGAGAUAAGCAUUUCAGAUACGGGAACUUCUUCAAGGCCGAUCGACAACAUAUUCAAAUUUCAUAAAGCAAUUCGCAAAGACUUGGAGUACUUGGAUGCUGAAUCUGGAAAAUUAAGUGAAUGUGACGAGGCAUUUCUCAGGCAGUUUAGUGGCCGAUUUCGACUGUUGUGGGGACUGUAUAAGGCUCAUAGUAAUGCUGAGGAUGACAUAGUAUUUCCAGCAUUGGAGUCCAAGGAAGCUCUUCAUAAUGUUAGCCACUCUUAUACUUUGGAUCACAAGCAAGAAGAGAUGCUUUUUGAGGACAUAUCUUCUGCACUGUCCGAGCUUUCACAACUCCAUGGAGCAUCAAAUAAAUUUAAUAAUAUUAAAGAUUCACUUACAUUUGAGUCCAGUACUGGUGAUUCUAGUGAUAACUUGAGGAAGUACCUAGAGCUUGCCACUAAGCUCCAGGGAAUGUGCAAAUCUAUAAGAGUAACACUUGAUCAGCAUGUUUUUCGUGAAGAGCUGGAGCUGUGGCCCUUGUUUGACAAACAUUUCUCUGUGGAGGAUCAAGAUAAAAUUGUAGGUCGCAUAAUUGGUACCACUGGAGCUGAGGUGCUUCAAUCUAUGCUACCUUGGGUAACUUCAGCACUUACCCAAGAGGAACAGAACAAGAUGAUGGACACAUGGAAGAAUGCAACCAAGAAUACAAUGUUUAGUGAAUGGCUUAAUGAAUGGUGGGAAAGGGCUACUCCAUCUCAACAAUGUUCCACUUCAGAUAUAGGCCCAACACAAGGCCAUGAUAUAUGCGAUGCUUUGGACUCUAGUGACCAAACUUUCAAGCCUGGAUGGAAAGAUAUUUUCAGAAUGAAUCAGAAUGAACUUGAAUCGGAGAUAAGGAAGGUCUCUCGUGAUUCAAGCCUUGAUCCAAGAAGAAAAGCUUACUUGAUUCAAAAUUUAAUGACCAGUCGAUGGAUAGCUGCUCAGCAGAAGUCUACUCAUGGAGGAACUGGUGAAUCUUCAAACGGGGAUGACUCUCUAGGAUGCUCUCCUUCAUAUAGGGAUCCUGAAAAAACAAUCUUUGGGUGUGAGCAUUACAAACGAAAUUGCAAACUUCGAGCUUCGUGCUGUGCAAAGUUGUUCACAUGCAGGUUCUGUCAUGAUAAAGUCAGCGAUCACUCUAUGGAUAGGAAAGCUACCUCUGAAAUGAUGUGUAUGCACUGCUGUAAGAUUCAGCCUGUUGGACCCAUUUGCACAACUCCGUCAUGCAAUGGACUUUUGAUGGCGCAGUAUUACUGUAACAUAUGCAAAUUUUUUGACGAUGAAAGAAGCGUUUAUCAUUGCCCUUUUUGCAACUUGUGUCGUGUGGGGAAGGGACUUGGUUCAGAUUUCUUCCACUGCAUGACUUGCAAUUGUUGCUUGAGUGUAAAGCUGGUUGACCAUAAAUGUCGGGAGAAAGGUCUGGAAACAAACUGCCCUAUCUGCUGUGAUUUCCUCUUCACAUCAAGUGCAUCAGUCAGAGCUCUUCCCUGUGGCCAUUUUAUGCAUUCUGCUUGCUUCCAGGCUUAUACUUGCAGCAACUAUAUCUGUCCCAUUUGUAGCAAGUCAUUGGGAGAUAUGGCGGUUUAUUUUGGUAUGCUCGAUGCUUUGCUGGCUUCUGAACAGCUACCUGAAGAAUAUAGGGAUCAUUGUCAGGACAUACUCUGCAACGACUGCGGAAGAAAGGGAACUGCACGGUUCCAUUGGCUUUAUCACAAGUGUGGAUCAUGCGGAUCAUAUAAUACUCGCGUCAUCAAAAUUGGUCCAACUGACACCAAUUGUUCAACAUGACAACAGACAAACAACAUUCAGUCUACGUUAGUUGCUACAUUGUAAAUAUUUUGGCGGCAGUACAUAUGAUAUGACUUCUUUAUUCUUUAUUCUCCCUCUGUUCUAUAAUUGUUGUGAAAAAUAUGGAUGGGAAAGUCUGAUUCUGAUAAGCAAUUCUGAGAUUUCCAAAUUUUUUGGCGAAAGAAGUUGAGAUUUCAGAUUCUGUUGCACUUUCUUGGUUGUCAAUGUUCCAUAGAUGUGCAAAAGAUAUGAGUAUAGUGUAUACAAAUUUAAUGAGGGCGUUUACUCCUCUAAUGCAACAAGUGCAUUUUGCUGCUCUUGUUUUUCUCUUA
This is a messenger RNA of Amaranthus tricolor (Joseph's coat), 4401 nucleotides long. Its product is annotated as zinc finger protein BRUTUS-like. Gene Ontology annotation, molecular function: ubiquitin protein ligase activity; zinc ion binding. The record is from RefSeq and is a predicted model, not a curated record. Gene Ontology annotation, biological process: protein ubiquitination; ubiquitin-dependent protein catabolic process. The transcript has 14 exons. Gene Ontology annotation, cellular component: nucleus. The coding region runs from base 356 to 4069 and encodes 1237 amino acids. NCBI's taxonomy places the organism in Eukaryota, Viridiplantae, Streptophyta, Magnoliopsida, Caryophyllales, Amaranthaceae.